This is a messenger RNA of Prorocentrum cordatum, 612 nucleotides long. NCBI's taxonomy places the organism in Eukaryota, Dinophyceae, Prorocentrales, Prorocentraceae. The record is from the annotation of a GenBank genome assembly.
AGUCAAUCAUCGUCGGGGGCGGCUGGCAGCGGCGGACUCGUGCCUCGUGCGCCUGGCGUGCCUGGCGUGCUCGUGGACCACCUCGCGAUUGAGGGCGAGAAGCUCACGGCUGAGCAGAGGAAGGAGAAACGAGCGAAGCUCAAGGAGGAGAAGGCUAAGGCGAAGAAGGAGAAGGAUGACCAGAAAGCCUUGGAGGACGAGGAGAGGUUCAAGAAGUCGAUCGUGAACUUGGACCCGCAGGAGAGGGCGGCGAAGGAGGCCGAGUACAGGGGGGAGCUGGAGCGCAAGAAGGUGCAGCAUGACAUGGAGAAGCUCUCCAGGGACUGCCAGACGAAGACGAGGGCAUUCAGGGGCGCCGUGGAGAUCGAGGUCCCCAACGUCUGCGCCACCUUGGCCAAGAGGAAUUUCCCCCAGGAGACGGCGGCGCACUUGAAGAGCGAGUCGGCGACGGGGUCGCCGAGCAAAGCUGAUAUGGCCAAGUGGAUGGAGCUGGCGACCGCUGAAUCGCGCGAUCUCAUCUUGCUCUUCAAGAACUUCUGCAAGCGCACGUGCCGGGGCGAUUUCAAGAAGGUCACCGACCAGGCCGACGAAAGGGCGACCACCACCGCCUAG